Molecule: messenger RNA, 396 nt
Organism: Parnassius apollo (apollo)
Lineage: Eukaryota; Metazoa; Arthropoda; Insecta; Lepidoptera; Papilionidae
Source: the annotation of a GenBank genome assembly
AUGUCCUGGUGGUUAGAUGACGCUCAUUCCGAUGAAAUUGAAAUAGCGGCGGUCUUUCUCUGCUUAUGCGGUUUAAUGGUAAAUAAAACACUCUGCAAUGAGUUACCGUCAGUAAUCGCUGCAGCUUGCGUACGAGACGCCUUACUGCUGCUGGGGAAACGGGACUUGAUGCUGCGUCUUGAGACAAGUCCAGUAUUCAAAGCAGCAAAAAAUAAGACGACGGAUAUGUGUUCCAUUUGCUCAACAUUGCGUACAGCGGUGCGUAUCGUGUCGAACUCGUACGAGUACAAGACGCCAAUGGAAAUUUUUGGAACUGGCCCUCAUUUUAUAGCACAAAAGAUUGUAAAAUGCGCAUACGACCUCGAAGUUUCGGAAGUCCAGUGUACAAGGAAUUGA